This is a messenger RNA of Mesoplodon densirostris (Blainville's beaked whale), 2171 nucleotides long. RefSeq names its product taurine up-regulated 1 (gene TUG1). The transcript has a single exon. Lineage: Eukaryota; Metazoa; Chordata; Mammalia; Artiodactyla; Ziphiidae. The annotation marks the transcript as partial. The record is from RefSeq and is a predicted model, not a curated record.
CUCGAAGAAGCCCUGGCGCGCCCUCCCCCCCUCCCCGGUCUGGUAGGGCGAAGGAGCGGGCGCGCGGUCGAUCGAGCGAUCGGUUGGCGGCUCUUUCUCCUGCUCUGGCAUCCAGCUCUUGGGGCGCAGGCCCGGCCGCCGCGGCGCGCGCCCGGUGGCCGUUGGCGCUCGCGCCGCGUCUUUCUUCUCGUACGCAGAACUCGGGCGGCGGCCUAUGCGUUUGCGAUUCGACGAGGAGUCGUCCGGGUGGUCGGCGGCGGCGGGCAGCUGCUCCGCCCCGCUCCUGGGGAGGCGGCGGGAUUUGGCGCGGCCGGGGAAGCUGGGGUGGCCGGGGCCGGCCUGGAGGCCUGGCGCCACCCUUCGGGGCCUGCAAGGACCCAGUUGGGCGGGCAGGAGGGGGCCGGGGGAUGGUUGGUGGUGGGCUUCCUACUUUGCCUUUUUCUCCUUAUGCCGCCUUAGUGAGGGGCGGGAGCUCUGGCGGCAGCUCCGGGGUGGAGAGACAGGCUCCGGAGUCGGAAGAGCUGGGUUUGCUUCCGGGCCUAGCCACCAGCUGGCCGAGUGACCUUAGGCAAGUCACUUGGUAAUUUGUCUGCGCCUCAGUUUCCUCCUCUGUCAACGUUUGUGGGAUUGAAAGCGCUUUGUAAACUAUAAAGCGUCGGUGAAUGUAAGGGAUGAUUAUUGUUCGUAAUGGUUGGCUUUUUUUUUUUUUUUUGAGUUGUAAGAAAACUUAGCAAUUGCCCAGUCCUUGGAUUUUGAACCUGGGAACCUUGGAUUGGAGUUGGAUAUUCCCAAUUUCCCUGAAAUUGUGUGCAAAAGUUAGUGGGAAUAUGUAUUUUAGGGGAAUGAGGAUCCAUCGGCAGCAAGUUUUCUGAGGGGGCUGUGACCCAGAAGAGUUAAGAACCACAAUUCCUUUGCCGCAAGGAGGAAACUGAGGCCUAGAUGUCAUUUGGGACCCGUCACAACCAAUUUGAAGCCCCUGUUGAAUCCCUGGGAUAUGUGAGCUGUUCUAUGCAUAGUGGGUAUUCGGGGUAACAACACUCCACUGCUUGGCUUCUAUUCUGAAUCUUUUCACCAUGGGUUGCCUGAAAGGUGGCUGACGCAUAUGGUACAGUGGCACCCAAUAUAAAGCAGCUAAAAGUAGGAGUGGAUGUGUUCUCUAGUAUCAAGAAGCCUGUUUAAUCUUUGGCCCAACAACUUUUUAUUUUCUGGUGCCUGACUACCUUUCUGUUUCAUUGAACAUUUUCCAUGACCAUGGCUGCCAUCCGUUACUUGCUCCUAUCUUAUAUUCUUAGUUUGUGUGGUUGGUAGUGAGCAGGCUUAUUUUUAAAUGGUGCUGCCAAGUCCAGCUAAUUAAUGGUGCAGGUGGAUUUUUAGCAAGCUGGCUGACUGGAACAAACUGAACCAGGCGUGGGAUUCCUGAAGAUGUUUGGGGGUUUGUCUUUAUUAAUUGAAGGUUAACAUUCUCUGAAAAGUUUUGUUAGAAUGUCUGCUGAACCUCUAAAUCAGUAGAUUGCAAGUGUUUCAAACCUUAACUUUCUCCCCCUCGGCCUGCUUUGUAUUCUCUUUGCUUGCAAGUGUGUUACUAAGAUGGCCAAAAUGCCAGUUUUUGCUUCUUUGUUAAUUGUCAGCUGCUUUUAUCAAAUUCCAGGCCAUUAUCCAGCAAACACUAUAGAAAUGUUUGAACACUUGGAUUUCAAACAUUUUCACUUUGUGGAGUGGUGCUUACCAGUGGUACAGUUCUAAGCAAGUAAACACAAACCCACUUAAGUGUUUUGUUUGUUAGGUGUUAGCCGGUUCUGCUAUUUCAUACAGACAUCUGGGAAAAAUCAAUUGACUAUUCCCUUUACCUAGAGGGCAGAGACAAAGAAUCUCAAUUCCAGAGGAGUGACUGUUUUGGAGAAAGAUGUGUUGGUCUUUUAGCUCUUUUGUAAUUAAAUCUGGAUGUACCUCAAAAGAAUCUUAAGACUGUGGUGAUAAGAUGCUUUCCUCAGGAGAAAGGAGGAAAAAAACAACUGGAACUCAAAGCUUGAAAUUCUGUGACAAAACAUGAGCUGUCCAGGAUAGGAAGUUGAAAGUGUUUCACUACAGCGUUCUGCUCUCGCUGGAACAGAUGUCCUUCAGUGUAGUCAUGGCGUGGACUCCAGAUUUCCAGAUUUUCAAGAACUGGAUCU